GGAAAUGUAAAAAGAUCAAGACUAACUUUACCUCAUUAGGCCUGUGGUGAAAAUGAGUCUCAAAUAAGUUAAAUAACUUGCCCAAGGUCUCAUGGAGUUUGUGGUUAGUCCUCCCCAUUCCUAAACUCAGUGUUCUGUGCAUUUAGAUGACCUCUUAGUCUAGGUGCCAUUCCCCUCUCUUAAGUCUGGUCACCAGUCAGUCACCAGGUUGAUAUGUGGCUGGAGGCUAAGCUGGUACCCAUUACUGUAUUCUGUGUCCUUAGGAUUGUACACCUGUGCCUGCGCAAGGCAGACCAGAAGCUGGUGAUCAUCAAGCAAAUCCCGGUGGAGCAGAUGACCAAGGAAGAGCGGCAGGCAGCCCAAAAUGAGUGUCAGGUCCUUAAGCUACUCAACCACCCCAAUGUCAUUGAGUACUAUGAGAACUUCCUGGAGGACAAAGCCCUCAUGAUUGCCAUGGAAUAUGCACCAGGCGGCACCCUGGCUGAGUUCAUCCAAAAGCGCUGUAAUUCCCUGCUGGAGGAGGAGACCAUCCUGCACUUCUUUGUGCAGAUCCUGCUCGCACUGCAUCACGUGCACACCCACCUCAUCUUGCACCGGGACCUCAAAACCCAAAAUAUCCUUCUUGACAAACAUCGCAUGGUUGUCAAGAUCGGAGACUUUGGCAUCUCCAAGAUCCUUAGCAGCAAGAGCAAGGCCUACACGGUGGUGGGCACUCCAUGCUACAUCUCCCCUGAACUGUGUGAGGGCAAGCCCUAUAACCAGAAGAGCGACAUCUGGGCCCUGGGCUGUGUCCUCUAUGAGCUGGCCAGCCUCAAGAGGGCCUUCGAAGCUGCGAACCUACCAGCACUGGUGCUGAAGAUCAUGAGUGGCACAUUUGCACCCAUCUCUGACCGGUACAGCCCUGAGCUGCGCCAGCUGGUCCUGAGUCUGCUCAGCCUGGAGCCAGCACAGCGGCCACCGCUCAGCCACAUCAUGGCGCAGCCCCUCUGCAUCCGGGCCCUCCUCAACCUCCACACGGACUUGGGCAGCGUCUGCAUGCGGAGGGCAGAGAAGUUCCUGGCCACCGGCCCGCCCAUAGCCCCUGGCAGCACAGGGAGCAGGACCACAAGUGCCCGCUGUAGGGGCGUCCCCCGGGGACCUGCACAGCCAGCCAUUCCGCCGCCGCUGUCAUCCGUGUACGCGUGGGGCGGGGGGCUCAGUGCUCCUCUGCGGCUGCCAAUGCUCAACACAGAGGUGGUCCAGGUGGCCACCGGGCGCACACAGAAGGCCGGUGUCACUCGCUCCGGGCGUCUCAUCCUGUGGGAGGCUCCGCCCCUAGGCGCUGGAGGUGGAGCCCUGCUCCCUGGGGCUGUGGAGCAGCAGCAGCCCCAGUUCAUCUCACGUUUCCUGGAAGGCCAGUCAGGUGUGACCAUCAAGCACGUGGCCUGCGGGGACCUCUUCACAGCCUGCUUGACUGACCGAGGUAUCAUCAUGACCUUUGGCAGUGGCAGCAAUGGGUGCCUAGGCCAUGGCAGCCUCAAUGACAUCAGCCAGCCCACCAUUGUGGAGGCCCUGCUGGGCUAUGAGAUGGUGCAGGUGGCCUGCGGGGCCUCUCACGUGCUGGCUCUGUCCACUGAGCGAGAACUAUUUGCCUGGGGCCGUGGAGACGGUGGCCGGCUGGGACUAGGCACCAGGGAGUCCUACAGCUGCCCCCAGCAGGUGCCCAUGCCCCCAGGACAGGAAGCCCAGCGGGUUGUAUGUGGCAUCGACUCCUCCAUGAUCCUCACUGUGCCUGGCCGAGUUCUGGCCUGUGGGAGCAAUAGGUUCAACAAGCUGGGCCUGGACCACCUCUCCCUGGGGGAGGAGCCUGCCCCCCACCAGCAAGUAGAAGAGGCUCUGAGCUUCACACCACUAGGUUCUGCGCCCCUGGACCAGGAGACACUGCUGAGUGUGGAUCUAGGCACUGCUCAUUCGGCUGCUGUGACUGCCUCUGGUGACUGCUAUACUUUCGGCAGCAAUCAGCACGGGCAGCUGGGUACCAAUGCUCGCCGGGUCAGCCGGGCACCUUGUCAAGUGCAAGGUCUCCAGGGCAUCAAGAUAGCGAUGGUGGCCUGUGGGGAUGCCUUCACUGUAGCCAUUGGGGCAGAAAGUGAAGUAUACUCUUGGGGCAAAGGGGCCCGAGGUCGACUGGGAAGGAGGGACGAGGAUGCUGGACUCCCUCGUCCAGUGCAGCUAGAUGAGACACACCCCUACACAGUGACUUCUGUGUCCUGCUGCCAUGGAAACACUCUCCUGGCUGUACGCCCCAUUACAGAAGAGCCAGUCCCUCCAUGAGGCACCUGGAUACACCUCUGGACCACCCUGAUAUCGCUUCUCCUCUGAAAGUUCUUGAAAAGUACAGGUGCCUGAAGCAUGACUGUCCCUAUUUGCACCCCCUGGAUUAUGUCCAAUGGGGAAUUAGUGAAGCCCCUACACUGCUUUUGGCCCUGAAUAUGUAAAACUCAACCCACCCUAUUCCCCUAACACCUCUCUCUUUCUUCCCUACCACUUCUCUUAAGUCAAUGCCCCCAGGGUCUAGCUUGGCUAGAGUUGGAAGCCAGACCUAACCCUUGGAAGCAGAGUGGUCUUCAGAGCCUUGGCAGAAAAAGGCUGGAGGUGGAUGUGGCUCCACCCAUACCCUUGCCCCUUCCAGUCGAUUAGAAAAUGAAUUCUUGGCCCAGCUGGUGUGGCUCAGUGGUUGAGCGUCAACCCAUGUACCAAGAGGUCACCUGUUCGAUUCCCGGUCAGGACAAAUGCCCAGGUUGU
Messenger RNA from Molossus molossus (Pallas's mastiff bat), 2784 nucleotides. It is a transcript of the gene NEK8, whose product is annotated as NIMA related kinase 8. The transcript is spliced from 14 exons. Gene Ontology annotation, molecular function: protein kinase activity; ATP binding. NCBI's taxonomy places the organism in Eukaryota, Metazoa, Chordata, Mammalia, Chiroptera, Molossidae. Bases 214 to 2313 code for a protein of 699 amino acids. Gene Ontology annotation, biological process: protein phosphorylation. The record is from RefSeq and is a predicted model, not a curated record.